Messenger RNA from Malaya genurostris, 8161 nucleotides. RefSeq lists its product as uncharacterized. The transcript is spliced from 6 exons. Lineage: Eukaryota; Metazoa; Arthropoda; Insecta; Diptera; Culicidae. Bases 1082 to 1870 code for a protein of 262 amino acids. The record is from RefSeq and is a predicted model, not a curated record.
CGCAUUUUUCGGAGUGAGUGUUGCACUAGUGUGUUUCAGUUCCAUUUUGUGCUGAUGGGAAAAAAGGUUCCUCAACAGUUGCUGUGACUUUUCUUUGUCUUAAUUGAAGUUAAGUGAAGAGUUGGAAUCCUCCGUGACCAUCAGUACUUCCAAAUUACGUACGAAGAAUCGUUCCAUGUCUAGUCCCGUUUGGAAUUUGUCGAAGGUGAAAAUUUUUCUGUACCCUGCCAAUUUUCAGGAAUCGAUUUGGUGAGCAAUGAAGAAAUUUCGCAUUCGUCAAAUGUCGCAAUCAAUGAUGCCAAAUCCGAAGAAUUCCUCGUGCAUUCUAUAGUGACAGUGCAGGGAAAAAAAGCUGCUGAGCUCUAGUUGAUUGGCAAUCGAACCUUCCGAAAGUUUGAUGAGAGGUCGUACUGAGAAAAGUGACGUCAAAAUAUUGUGAACUGUGAAUGCUUGUGCGGACAGUCUCAACCCACCAUCUUUGGGACAAACUGUUUCCAGUUUUUCGCAGAUGCAGUACGACCAGCUGCUGCUGCUUUGCAACACUCUAACUCAAGGUUUUCAUUCACUACAACCGAUCAGUUGCGCUUUAUUUCUCUUACAUGAGCCCCCCAACUGAAGUCAGCUGAAGCCAGAGGUAUCGCGCUAAAUCAAGCGAGAGAUAGCUGCUGAAGCAACCAACAGCAUAGCUGAGCAUUUCCUCCCAUCGUCAAAAUUACAUAAGUAUGGGUACUGAGAUUGCCAAGAAGAAGACAAAAGCAUUGACGGAGUUGUAGACAAAACAAAAACAUCGAAACUCAGAAACGGCCAAAAGUUGCUGGAAGAAGUUUCUUGCUGGCAUGUCCAAUUGACAGUAAUACAGCAAUAACAAAGCACGAGGGACACAUACACUCAAAAGUGCAGAUGAAAUUUAACUAGCAACAGCAGCAGAAAAUCCGUUAAGACGUCUAUUCGCGACACGGAAGCUUGUCAGGGCAGUAGCAAAGCCAUUGAAGGGAGCGGUGCCAGUGCGAGGGGGCUUUGCAGGCUAGUGACAUCGGCUUCGGGAUCGGCAGAAAGUAAACGUCCACCACCGACCGGCAAAAUGGCAUCCAGCUGCUGCGGGACGAAGAAGCAGAAGCUCAACGGGAACUAUUCGAAUGCCAAUGGGCACUGUUCGGGUGAAGGAAGCCGCGGAAGCAGCGGGAAUGGACCGAUGGUUAACGGUCACAACGGCUACCUCACCAAUGGGCACACGAACGAUGCACAGCAAUCGAUGGCUAACUCAAUGCCGGAGAUGUGCUUCUACUGCUUCGAGGUGCUCUAUAGGGAGUUGUACAAUUUAGAGGAACCUCGUAUGCCGUCCUUCACCAAUGAUCCUUAUCCAUUAUUUGUUACUUGGAAAAUCGGGAAGGACAAGCGCUUGCGUGGAUGUAUCGGAACGUUCAGUGCAAUGCGUUUACACUCAGGUCUUCGAGAAUACGCAAUAACAAGUGCUUUAAAGGACUCACGCUUCUCACCAAUCACGCGAGAUGAGAUCCAAAGACUGACCGUUUCGGUGUCAAUCCUUCAAGGCUUCGAGGAGGCACGCGGGUAUCUCGACUGGACCCUCGGCGUGCAUGGUAUUCGGAUAGAGUUCUACAAUGAACGGGGCUCCAAACGAACUGCCACUUACCUACCGCAAGUUGCCACAGAGCAAGGAUGGGACCAAACGCAAACGAUCGACUCUCUUCUACGUAAGGGUGGUUAUCGCGCUUCAAUCACCCCAGAAAUGCGUCGUUCGAUCAAGCUAACGCGCUAUACGUCGCAAGAGUGCCAUAUGACGUAUGGCGAGUACCGCGACCAACUAGAGAGACAAUCGCAGUACAACCAGCCUGGUAAAGUGCAAUGCUAACAACACGUGUUUUAUCUGUCUCCUCCACAACCACCACCACCACCACCGUCUCUGCAACUAACUCAGCAGUAUCAACACCAGCAGCAGCGACACCAGCAACGACAACAGCUACAACACUACCAGCCAUUGCAAAAUCUGCAGCCGUCGCCUAUGUGUCACCACCCGGUUUGGAACGGCAACGGUCAUGUAUUGCCGCCGGAACACGCUGUUGGUGUAUCGUUCUCCUCUUCCUCGUCGUCCUCCUCGUCCUCGCCAUCGCUCUCCUCGUACUCACCGCCAGGGAUGAUUCCGCUCUAUCCCUACCAGCAGCAACCUUCGACAUCACUAGCCGGUCAACAGCCACCACCACCACUACCACAACCACAACCACCUCCUCCCUACCAUCAGUUCCAUCAAUCAUCACAGCAGCAUAAUCCCGUACCACUAUUCCUACCGCCACCCCCGCCACGGUCCCGCUAUUUCCACUAGAACUGCACCGCCUACCAGCCGGCAGAAAAAAAACGUUGUGAUUCAGGCAGAUAAAAUCUUAUACUAAUGAUAUACCAGCUCUAAUACACGAAAUAGUAGUUUUAUUAGCGCCAUACGAAAGGCGACAGGUUUUUUUUUUAAAUUUUCGGUUACCUUGCCACUAUCGGACUGUGGUUCUUAUUGACGAACAUGCCAAAAAGUACACAGUGAAACAGGCAGAAAACUAUGGGAUGACCUAAGGAUUUUGCCACAGAUUCAAACAAAAGCAAACAAGCGGUAACUAGAUGUUCAUUAAAAAUAAUUACUAACUGUAGUGUUAACAAUGUAUAUUGCGAUGAAACAAAAAUAAGAAAAAAAAGAUAUUUUAAGAAAUCUAAUAUUGAAAUAAUGCGAAGAGAGAACAAAUUUCGGAUUCAAAACGAUAGCUCUAGCAUGCCUAGAAUACACAACAAACAAAAAAAAACAAUUAAAUCUUUAAAAUUACAACAAAAAUUGGAUUUGCCUUCAAAUCUUUGAUGAAACAAAAAAAAAUGCAUUGCGGAUCCUCCUUAAUUUUUAAGUGAUAACGAAUCAAUAAUCAAUGAGUCAUUUAGUUCCGUUAAAAUUUGCAUUGCCAACUAUUGCAAUACCAUCAACAUUUAAGGCUUCUAAAGCGUUGGAAAAAAAACCGUGCGAACGUUGAAGACUGCGAAGGUGCCCCUGUGGCUAUUAAAGAAGUGUUCCUAUGCGGUUUUUUUUUUCAUUUUCUACACCAUCAGAAAGUUGUGUCGUUAAAUACGUGAAUCAUUUUAACAUUAGGUCAAAGUUUGCUUUCGCAUAAUUCACAAAUGACUGGAGUUUGCUUCUUCUAACUCUAGGUGGCGUCCCUUUCGCGGCGCGUUUUCGAAUCUAUUCUCCUCAGUUGUACCCAACGAAAGCAAGGUCUGCUUCGCAUUCGACGCCCGUAUCCAAGUUUCUACAUUGAGCUUCGCCAAAGACAUCAUAUUAACAAGAUAUCCAGCUCUCACAUUUCCCGAACAAAUCUUUGGCAACAUCCUUUUUUGCGAGCAUGGCGCCCUCAGGCGAGUCCGCAUCGAAUCUCGUGCAUAGAAGUAGGGGAGAGAAAUGGCAAAUUCGUACGCGCCAAAAUAACAGCACUGCGCACCCAUACAAUUGACAUGACAUGUUGAAUGAGACGCCGUGCGAUGGCGUUGCUGAACUGAAGAUUGAUUUCGCUCCAAGCUGACAGGGUCCGGCUUCGCAUAGCUUCUCUCUUUAGUUUUUGGAACACUUCCAGGUCACUGACCUAACGUAACGUAAGUUUUUCAAAAGCCAAGUCAGAGUACUAGAACAGAACUUGCUUAGAUCAGCACCUUAUAUUCUGAACCACCGAUCUAGAGAAACAGAUUAGAAAAAAAGACUAACGAAUGCUAUUUUAGAGAAUUUCUUUUCUGGUAUUCUUGCUACAUGUCCAGCCCACUGAACUUUUUGGUCAGCAUGUUUGUAUACCACUAUAUGGCUAUAUUUUAAUUUUCGUUUAUAGUCCAACUGAUUCUCUUCUGAGUCAUCGAGCCGCCAUAGCAUGGUUUUUUUUCUUCUCUAUACUCGAAUUAGCAUCGCAUUAACAUUCAUGUGCUUAUUCGUUGAGAAUUUAACCGGAAGUUACUAUGGAGUAGUUUCGACCAGAUAUAUAUGUGAAAAAUUCAAAUGUGAAAAAUUCAAAUGCCUUCAGACUGGCUAAACAUGUCUUUGAACUCGAAAAACUCGUAUGCGGCAUUUAGUUCUCUUUAAAGUUAGAUGCACCGAAUCAGUUUUAAACCCAAAUUUAAAAGUGUAAAUUACGACAAAUGUCUGCAAGAAAUAAACACGCUUUUCAACAGUCUGUUGGUACAAAACAUGAAAAGGUUUUAUGCCUGAUGGAGAAGGAGAAAUAGAAUAGCAGCUCCACUGAGCUUUUUUCCUUGCUCCUAAAUAAAUAAAUAAAUAAAUAAAUUAACAGUCUGCAACAAAAACAUGUCUGCAGCUCGUUUAACCAUUAAAUGCGCGAUGUUUUAAUUCAAGAAUGUUUCAAAUUUGAUAUUUAAGCGCUUCAUCUAUUUAAAUCUGAAAAUUAUAAAAAAACCUGGCAACCCUAGCAGCGUUUCACCUGUGUUUCAAAUAAAGAAGAAAUCGACGUGAAUAUUUCAUAAGGUUACAUAAACGAAUGAGAGAUUCUCUUUCUUUACUUUCUCUGCUGUUAAUAACUCCUUAAUAGGGCUGAAUGACCCUAGUGGUUAAAGGCCAAAUAAAUAAAUAAAUAAAUAAACUCCUUAAUUUUCACGUUUACCUUUUGUAACUGUUACUGUUUGUUUUGUUACAUAUCUGAUAUGUAACGGGAAAUUACAAAAUACGGAUUAAUGGGGGUAUGUUUGUUCCAGUUUCAGUUCUAUUAUAGAUCUUCUUGCUACGGAAUUUGCUCUAAGGAAAAAAAACGAAUUAAGCAGUUGGGAAUUUUAUAUGAAACGUCGCUGGGGCUGUCAGUUUUUCUUGUUUUAAUUUCCAGUUUUCAAUAUUAAAACUGACAUAAAUUAUGCAUCUAGAACUGGAACGCUCCAUUCUGCAGGUUCACAGAAUUUCAAACUUCCGUCGACGUUGACGGGACUUCGCAGGUAGUUUAAAUUAGUUUAAAGCUUUCAUUAUUGAAACGUAUACACGUUCCGAACGUAAAUACGUUCAGUGAGGUGCUAUGUCAAUGUGUUAAUAAGUGUUACAAACAGCUCCUUUCCAUUGUCAUUCUUUACCGGUAACGGUCACCUCGUCUCUAUUUUAAAGAACCAUAGUUCUUUCACUCGUGGUUACGAACCGGUUCAAUUGAAUGUCGUAUUCGCUUGAGCAAACUGAAACUGACCCAGGGUAGUUUCAUCAAACAAACACUUUUCACGAAACUGUUUUGGUUUCGCAUUUAGCAACGGGGGUUCGAGCAAACCUGAUAUAAAACCCAGGUUUGAAACUGACUCGAUUUUCAAUUCAACAAAGUUGAAACUAGGUUCGAAACUAGCCUGAAACAAACGGUUUGAUAGCAUUUAGAGUGGAAACUGGGUUAGGUUUAGCAUCAAGCGAAAACGACAUUAAUAACAUUGAAACUAGAUUCGAAACUGAUUUCAAACAAACGGUUUGACAGCAAUUCGGGUGGAAACCGGAUUAUGUCAAGUGAAAACGGCAACAAAGAAUUGUUUUGGGAAAAGCUUACUUUGAUUGAUUGCAUGUUUGCAUGUUCAAUGCAAAACAAACAUCAGUUUUCAAGCCAACAGAUGUCAAAUCGUUUGUUCGUUUGAAAUUAGAAGCUAAAAAAUUGACUUGUUUCGGAUGUUGAUAAUAAAAAACUAAGACAGACAAUUUCUUUUGAUAAGUUUCCAAUGGCUAAUUUAAGCUUACUUGCAAAAAAUUCUACGCCUUAGCAAGCGAUCUUCCGGCUGUUAAUCGGAACAUUCGCCAUGGUGGACGAAAACAUGCGUGUAGGCAUGUUUUUGAGUUCUUUCUUCGUUUCAUUUAACCAAAUCCUCCUCAGUUUUCGCGACAAAAUUGUUGACGUAGAUCUUACGCUUCAGAUUGGCCCAGAAAUUCUCGAUGGGAUCGGUUCGCCGACAUGGGUAUCACAUCGAUAUUCAACUGCGUUAUCUCCUCCAACGAUCGACGGCCGGCGCCAGAUCCGGCCAGAAAGCCGCAUCUUCGCCCGUAUGGCAUUUCUUUAUGAUCGAUGCAACUGCAGGCAGGCAUUUCGUACUAUAUAUUUUCCUGUUCACGGUCAGUUCGGAGCGAAAGUAGAGCGGCUUCGACAUCCCCUUCUCGCUGAUUGUCAGCCAUAGAAGCACCUUCUUAGGGAAAUUGGUUAGUGAAAUGAACUUCACCUCGGAGCUUACUUCCUUCAUGGGGAAAGCUUAAUACGAAGUGCCCUGCCAGUCGUUGCCAUCGAGGGUGGUCUUGUUGUCCAUCACCACCGUCCCGUCGCGAUUCGCUGGGAAAAUCAAGUUUACCACCUUAACUCCGAAACCAGUGAACGCGACUUCCGCUUCCUGACAUUUAUGUUCAUGUUCGUCAGGUACUUUUUCACUGUUGCACUGUUGCACCGACCUUCCGGCCAAGUGAACGCAACGAUGUAGCCACUUUUCUCUCGAUCUUCCUCUUUGGAACUUGUCGCUCAGGUUCGACUGAUAGAGCUAUCAACUUUUGUCUGCUGACUCAUGGGUUACUUUGAUAGAUGCCGCAUGGAUAGUUUCGUCAGUGUGGGUGAAGAUAAAUCCAAUAAAAAUCGGCCAACUUUUUGUCAAUUUUUUUUCAAAUGCAAACGUUAUGUCACUUUCGCUUCUGAAAACUGAAACUGACCCAGGGUAGUUUCAUCAGUUCAAAAACGUUCAAACAAGGUUCGAAAUUAAGGUUAGGUUUGGCAUAAAAAAAAACGAUAUUAGUUGAAGCAAACCCCAACCUAGUUUCCACCCCAACUACUGUCAAAUGUUUGAUAGCAUUUGGUGUUGGAACUGGAUUAAUUUUGAUUUCAAGUUAAAAGUUAGUAAAAGUAUAGAAUAUUUAAUUUCAAUCCGAUUGAUUUACAUCCGCAUAGGAACAACUUCUCCCCACGCGCUCAGUACUGAGUACCUUCAGUGGAUCGCACUUUAGAAGAAAAAACAACAACAACAACGCUGUACCGUGCUGUACUUAACGAGUCAAUAACCGAUAGUAAUCCGGACAUCGAAUCAGCAUUUUACUAUUUGCCAAAAUCCAACGAUUACAGUGAAACAUUCUAGCAUUGAAGACAUUGUACGAGGCCAUCUGAACGAACUGGCAGUUCGGAGUCGAGCUCUGUUACGAUAUGAGUUCCACCAAGGGAAUCAUGGCCGAACGAACAGUAUUCAACAGUUGCACUGCCAAACCGUUUCACGAAAUGCCUCUUUGGCUACCCUGGCUCACACUCAAGACUCAUGAAUGCAUGAUUUCCGUGUCUGAAACGCACACAAAAAUGAUCCAGUUCGUUUUCUGUGAGGUAUUUUAAAUUCGGAAUUAACUAUUUUUAUUCGAUCGGUAUCGUGCAGUUUCAAUUUACCUGAAAGUUCACUUGGGAAAUCUGAUCAAGCCCGUUUAUGAGCAAAAACAAAAAAAAAUUAGAUGGCGCGCAUUGGUCCGAUUUCCCCAUCGAAUACGGAUACUGAAUGCUCACCAUGUUACGGGCAUUUGACGUAGUGCAAGAGCCGAAACAAAACAAAAUCUCAUAGCUAGCUAGACAUCCGGAAAUAAUGCUUUAAUUAAAACUGUUCAACCACGAAUAAUAAUCGUAAAAAAACAAAGGAUUAAAUAUAACUAACAAAAAUCGAGUAGAUUUUAAUCGUAUAAGAAGGGGCAAAUUUAUAUAACGUGAGAAAAUAUUAAAAAAAAACUAGAAUUUUACUACAGACCGCCCGGGCGAUCGAGUUCAAAGGCCAGCCGUUUUAUGCCGUAUAUAGUGUUAUUUCCGAUUCGACCCAGUUCAAAUCAUUCUUCGUUCUCGGUGAUAUGCUUUCGUUCGUUUGCGCAAGUUCGAGAACGGUUAGUUACACAAUUAACGAAAAAACUAUGUCGGAAUCGUUUAUUUUUUUUUCGUCUGAGGGAAGUCAAAUUCCCCUUCGAUAGCCUUUGUUUUAAUUAAUAGCGUUUAGUAGCCGCAAUUUAGGUAUUUCGAUCGUAAAGAGUCGUGUUAGUUCUGUGAAAUAGUUCAUUUGAAAGUUUUGUUUUCGGUAUCCUACAGAAAAAAAAACGAACCGUUAAUUACAUGUUUCAUAUCACAGAGCGAAAAAAUAUAUUUACCCUAAACUCGUGCAAAAGAUGUUCAAUGAA